Boeremia exigua is the source of this 639-nucleotide messenger RNA. RefSeq names its product charged multivesicular body protein 5. NCBI's taxonomy places the organism in Eukaryota, Fungi, Ascomycota, Dothideomycetes, Pleosporales, Didymellaceae. Gene Ontology annotation, biological process: late endosome to vacuole transport via multivesicular body sorting pathway; vesicle budding from membrane. The record is from RefSeq and is a predicted model, not a curated record. The coding region runs from base 1 to 639 and encodes 212 amino acids. The transcript is spliced from 2 exons. Gene Ontology annotation, cellular component: multivesicular body.
AUGAACCGCCUGUUCGGAGCAAAGAGCACGGCGCCCAAGCCGACCCUCAACAGCGCCAUAUCAAACGUCGACACACGGAUAGAGAGCCUCGAUGUCAAGCUCGCGAAGCUCAACGCUGAGCUGUCCGCCUACCAGCAGAAGCUCGGCAAGAUGCGCGACGGCCCGGGGAAGACGGCUAUCAAGCAGAAGGCGCUGAAGGUGCUCCAGCAGCGCAAGAUGUACGAGUCGCAGCGAGACCAGCUGCAGGCGCAAUCGUGGAAUAUGGAGCAGGCCGGCAUGAUGCAGGACAAUCUCAAAAACACCAUGACCACCAUCGACGCCAUGAAGACCACGACCAAGGAGCUGCGCAAGCAGUACGGCAAGGUCAACAUCGACAAAAUCGAGAAGCUGCAGGAUGAGAUGGCUGAUCUGAUGGAUAUGGGAAACGAUAUCCAGGACGCCAUAAGCCGCAGCUACGAUGUGCCGGAGGACGUUGACGAGUCCGAGCUGGACGCCGAACUCGAGGCGCUCGGGGAUGAGGUCGACUUCGAGGGCAUUGGCGAGUCGUCGAGCGUACCUGGAUUCCUGACCGAGGAGACGGGACCACCGACGUUUAUCGACGAGGCCCCGGAGCCAAAGGUGAAGGAGGCUGCGGGUUGA